Halichondria panicea is the source of this 1312-nucleotide messenger RNA. Its product is annotated as GPI-anchor transamidase-like. The record is from RefSeq and is a predicted model, not a curated record. The coding region runs from base 108 to 1247 and encodes 379 amino acids. Gene Ontology annotation, molecular function: GPI-anchor transamidase activity. Gene Ontology annotation, cellular component: GPI-anchor transamidase complex. Gene Ontology annotation, biological process: proteolysis; attachment of GPI anchor to protein. The transcript has 10 exons. NCBI's taxonomy places the organism in Eukaryota, Metazoa, Porifera, Demospongiae, Suberitida, Halichondriidae.
GGAAUAAAGACACCUAGGGGCGCUCCAUACAUGAUGAAGGUGUAUCUUGUGUAUGUGUUCAUCUUAAAUUGGUCCUUGGAAUAAAGACACCUAGGGGCGCUCCAUACAUGAUGAAGGUGUAUCUUGUGUACGUGUUCAGUCUCCUCUGGUUGUCAGCUGUUGAGAGCCACUCUGAGAGCAGUAGCCAUACCAACAACUGGGCUGUGCUUGUGUGCUCCUCUCGGUAUUGGUUCAACUACCGUCAUGUAGCCAACGUGCUCUCCAUGUAUCGCAGUGUCAAACGUCUGGGCAUCCCGGACAGUAACAUAAUUAUGAUGCUGGCUGAUGACAUGGCCUGCAACCCUCGAAACCCAAGACCAGCGACGGUGUUCAACAAUGCCAACCAGCAGAUCAAUGUGUAUGGAGAUGAGGUGGAGGUGGACUACAGAGGCUACGAGGUCACAGUGGAGAACUUCCUUCGAGUGCUCACUGGCAGACUGGACGCCAGCAUACCACGAUCAAAACGUCUCCUUAGCGACGAUCGAAGUAACAUACUCGUGUACAUGACAGGUCACGGAGGGGACGGUUUUCUCAAGUUCCAGGACUCGGAGGAGAUCUCAAACUUCGAGCUGGGAGACGCGUUUGAGCAGAUGUGGCAGAAGCGACGUUACAACGAGUUAUUGUUUCUUAUUGACACCUGUCAAGCUGGCAGCAUGUUGAGGACCUUCUACUCCCCCAACAUUGUGGGCUGUGGAAGCAGCGCCGUCAAUGAAGACUCACUCUCGCAUCACAUGGACAGCAGUAUUGGAGUGCACGUGAUAGACAGGUGGACGUACUACGCUCUGGAGUUUCUGGAGAGAGUCAACUCUGGCAGUAAAUCCACUCUCAAACAGUUUUUCGACUCGUUUGACCCCAGUCUAGUUCGCUCCACACCUCAAGUUCGGACCGAUCUCUUUCGGAGGCCUCUCAACAAAGUCCUGGUGACAGAUUUCUUUGGUAGUGUUCGGAGUAUCGAGUUACAGAACACCUCACUGGGUGAAGAGGAGACGGAUGUUCCCCCGGCUAGUGGGCGUGGCUCUGAUAAUGAGUGGGCGGGACACGACACACCUGUGUACAUGAUGAGCCCUAGAGAUGUACUGGCUAACGUGCCAGACCGUGUGGGGUCAGAGUUCAGCAAGUUCAACUAUCAACAGGCGCUAGGAACCUUGUUAUUAGUAUUAGUAACCGUAGCAACUGUUGUAGGAACGUACAAUCUAAUUUCAGUCUAGAGUUCUUUGCUAUAAUAAUUCAUAAUUCAUAAAAUCACAAUUAAAUGUAUUUCAUUAAAAAAUUA